Fusarium sp. VM40 is the source of this 822-nucleotide messenger RNA. The record is from the annotation of a GenBank genome assembly. Lineage: Eukaryota; Fungi; Ascomycota; Sordariomycetes; Hypocreales; Nectriaceae.
AUGCGAAACCAAUUGACAUACCCAGCAGGCCAGCAUAACAAAGUGCAUCGGCUGGCCGACAAACGUGCCACAUACGACCUUGAGACAGUGCACAGUAUCAUGAACCGGUCGCUUAUCUUUCACGUGUCGUUCCAGCCCGCACCAGAAGAUCCGUUUCCCACCAGCAUCCCUAUGCUCGGAGCCAUGGGGAACUUUGACUAUCCUAGUGCCGGCUUGAACGAACCUCAAGACGCCUACAUCCAUGGCUACAUCUCCACCCGGAUGACUAAUCUGGCGAGGAAGGCCAUGGACGAAGGACUUCCAGGAUUGCCCGUGUGUCUCUCUGUCGCAAAGGUCGACGGCCUCAUCCUAUCCUUAAGCGCAUUCACACACUCGUGUAACUAUCGCUCAGCAACCCUAUUCGGACACGCAAGCCUAGUCACGGAUGAAUCAGAGAAGCUAUGGGCGCUAGAACUGCUCACCAACAAGAUCAUCCCCGGCCGAUGGGACCAAGUCCGCCAGCCGCCAAACAAAUUCGAACUCGUGCAGACUCAAGUCCUGCGCGUUCGUGUCACAAGUGGUAGUGCAAAGGUGCGCGCGGGACCACCGGCGGAUGAUAAGGAAGAUGUUGGGAAUGCCGAGGUCAUGGCGAAUGUGUGGUCAGGGUAUGUUCCGGUGGUAGAACGCAUGGGAACGCCUAUUCCCAGUGCAUACAACAAGGUCGAAGAGCUACCAAAGCAUAUUCAUGAUCUUCAGCAGGAGUUUAAUGAUGACGCCGAGACUUACAACGCGAAGCUGGUCAAGCAAGUAAGAGAGGAUGUGAUCUCGUGGGGGACGAUAUAA